AUGUCUAAUGAUAAUGAUGAAAACUAUAUUCACCCCAUGGAACUUGCAGUGCAAUCAAUUUUAGAAGGACCUUUGGAAUUACUCAAUUUAAAUCUAAAGUCGCUAUACGAGUCUCAACUGAUCCUACAUACAAUCUUACAUAAAAUGGAGAAGACUUUACAAGAAACUGCCAAUAACCUGCGGCCAGGAAGUUUCCCAUUAGAUGAGCAAAUAAUUUCAGAUUGUUCAGAGAAUAUAGGCACACAAUCAGAAGAUCUAGAAAGUUCAAGUACUGCUGAAGAUGGUGUCAGGAUCGACCAUAGCGAUGUUAAACCUGAGUUUGAUUGCAAAGAUUAUCUACAAAGGCUAGUAAUUUUGAAGAAAAAGAUAAAGAAUGUAGAGAAAACAUUGGAUCGUGUGGAAACAAGAAUUGUUAAAAUAGAGACGGAGAUUGGCAACAACUGGGGAGAGUAG
Pichia kudriavzevii is the source of this 453-nucleotide messenger RNA. RefSeq lists its product as uncharacterized. The coding region runs from base 1 to 453 and encodes 150 amino acids. Lineage: Eukaryota; Fungi; Ascomycota; Pichiomycetes; Pichiales; Pichiaceae. The record is from RefSeq and is a predicted model, not a curated record. The transcript has a single exon.